This is a messenger RNA of Oryzias latipes (Japanese medaka), 2801 nucleotides long. It is a transcript of the gene chrna3, whose product is annotated as cholinergic receptor, nicotinic, alpha 3. Gene Ontology annotation, molecular function: acetylcholine-gated monoatomic cation-selective channel activity; transmembrane signaling receptor activity. Gene Ontology annotation, cellular component: postsynaptic membrane. The record is from RefSeq and is a predicted model, not a curated record. Gene Ontology annotation, biological process: monoatomic ion transmembrane transport. Lineage: Eukaryota; Metazoa; Chordata; Actinopteri; Beloniformes; Adrianichthyidae.
UAGAUCAUAAGAUGAUUGGAGUUGAUUGAUGAUUGGAAUUUAAAAAGGUUUCUUAAUAUUUGAGAGGAAAUUAUGUGAAACAUACAGUUCAAAAGAAGUGUUUUUAUAUGUGCUAUGUAAAUAAAAUAAAAUUGACUGAAAAGCAAAAGCACAAAUGAAUAAUAUUGGUUGCUUGUUGAUAUUCGAGAUGCUAUCGUCACCAAUCAUCUCUUUUCAGUCUUGAUAAUUUCCUGUUUUGACUUUAUUUUACUUGAACUCAACAUUAGACUAAGAUAAAGCCCAAUCCUAUUUUAUAAAACUCUAAUUUAUUUUACAAUAUUGCCUGAGAAUUAUGGGAUGGCGUUCAGCCACUCACUUUAUUUGUGAAUAGACGCUGCUCACCUCUGAACAGCUCCCCUUGUGCCAUUGAAUUAGACAGCUAUAGGUUGCACGUUUUUUUUUUUUUUUCGAUGGUGGCUUAUCUCAGUCAGUGAGUGGCUGCACGCCUCAGCGUGGCUCUGCCUCCCUCCUCCUUCCUCCCUGGUCUGCAGCUGCAGACGUGCUGUCGCUCUUUCCACUUUCACCCGCUUUCUGUUUUGCGGAGCUGUGCUGCUGCUGACCCUGGAUUUAUGUGGCAGCCCUCCAUUUGAUUAAGGAUGACUGCCAGAAUUUGUUUCAGAUUUCCCGUCAUGUUGUUCCUGCUUUAUCUUCUGUCAGGAGGCACAUGUUCAGAAGCAGAGCACAAGCUUUUCUCUGUCAUAUUCUCCAACUACAAUCAGUACAUCCGACCGGUGGAGAAUGUGUCUGACCCGGUCAUCGUGCAGUUCGAAGUUUCCAUGUCACAGCUGGUUAAAGUGGAUGAAGUCAAUCAGAUCAUGGAGACCAAUCUGUGGCUGAGACAUAUUUGGAAUGACUAUAAGCUCAAAUGGAACCCAAAAGAAUUUGGAGGUGUGGAGUUCAUUCGGGUACCGUCCAACAGGAUAUGGAAGCCUGACAUUGUUCUGUAUAACAAUGCAGUGGGAGAUUUCCAGGUUGAUGACAAAACCAAGGCUCUGCUCCGCUUCAAUGGCGAUGUUACUUGGAUCCCUCCUGCCAUAUUCAAGAGCUCCUGCAAGAUCGACGUCACAUACUUCCCCUUCGACUACCAAAACUGCACCAUGAAGUUUGGCUCCUGGACCUACGACAAGGCCAAGAUAGACCUGGUGUUGAUUGGCUCAACCAUCAACCUCAAAGACUUCUGGGAGAGUGGCGAGUGGACUAUUAUUGACGCGCCAGGUUACAAGCAUGACAUUAAGUACAACUGUUGUGAGGAGAUCUACACAGAUAUCACAUAUUCCCUCUACAUCCGCCGCCUGCCUCUUUUCUACACCAUCAACAUGAUCAUCCCCUGCCUCCUCAUUUCCUUCCUGACGGUGCUGGUCUUCUACCUGCCGUCCGACUGUGGGGAAAAAGUCACGCUUUGCAUCUCCGUCUUGCUGUCUUUGACCGUGUUCCUCCUCGUCAUUACAGAAACAAUCCCCUCUACCUCACUGGUCAUACCAUUGAUAGGAGAAUACCUCCUCUUCACUAUGAUUUUUGUCACCCUCUCUAUUGUCAUCACUGUUUUUGUUCUAAACGUCCACUACCGCACGCCAAAGACACACACCAUGCCCUGCUGGGUGCGGCGAGUCUUCCUUGGACUGCUGCCUCGAGUGAUGUUCAUGACCAGGCCGGAGAGAGAUCCAGAAAAGGUGGCAGUGGGCAGCAGUGUUCAAACGGUGCAUUUGAGACCCUGCACCGUGCAUUCGUCCGGUACUCUGCAAAAGCACAAAGCUCGGGCUCCGGGAUCCAGUAUGAUGUCGAGCCUUACGAACCGUCAGCGGAUACUGAACAACACAGAGCUCUCAAACCUCAAUAAUAGGAGUGGAGACUCGAACAGAUGUGCAAGCUCAGGGUUCCCGGGCAGCGGAGAGCGCUGCAACUGCUGCUGGCAGAAGAGAUCUGGCAAACUGCCUUACGACUCUGAAGGAGGGAGUGGGGGACUGGGCUGCCUGGGAGCGCUUAGUGGAGGCGGUGCUAUGGGGAUUGGAGGAGAGACACAGUUCAGCAGCUCUGAGUCUCUAGAUGGAAGAAUCAUGUCCCUUCUGCCACUCUCCCCUGAGAUCAGGGAGGCCAUCGAAAGUGUAAAGUACAUUGCAGAGAAUAUGAGGCUGCAGAAUGAUGCAAAGGAGGUUCAGGAUGAUUGGAAGUAUGUCGCCAUGGUUAUUGACCGGAUCUUCCUGUGGGUUUUUGUUCUUGUGUGCAUCCUGGGAACAGCUGGCCUCUUCCUGCAGCCUCUUCUACUCUGGGACGAUAUUUGAUUCAGUUCCAUCAAACUAACAUUAUAAACUGUUCAAAUACACACACUACCUGUUCAAUAAAAGAAACUGUUCAUGGAAAAAGGGGAAAAUGGUUGUCCCAUGGUAAUUCUUUUUUAUUUUUCUAUUGCUGGUUGGGUUGCUGGAAUUGUUUGAUUCCUUCUGGAGGCAGAAAGAUGGCUGAAAGACUCUGGUGCAUUACCAAGAGAGUCAUUGUGUGCAAUGGCUUCACAUUUUCGGUCCCCUUCAAUGUUUUCAGUAAUACUUCAUUUUUGUAAACGUGUGUGCACUGCCAGCAACUAAAAACCACGACCAGCCAUGCGGACAGUUGACGCUCUGGCCUCUGGCUGUUUUCUGUUCAAAUUUCUUCUGUGUUGUAAUAUAAUGUUUACCACCACAUCUUCUGGAGCAUCAAAUGUAUGUACUUUUUGGGUGGAUGAAGUAAUUAUCACCGUACUACGGUGGCCCAGAAGGGUCACAACACAA